Molecule: messenger RNA, 2451 nt
Organism: Colletotrichum destructivum
Lineage: Eukaryota; Fungi; Ascomycota; Sordariomycetes; Glomerellales; Glomerellaceae
Exons: 3
Coding region: 1-2451 (816 amino acids)
Source: RefSeq, a predicted model, not a curated record
AUGAUUGAACUCACGGUAGGAUACGUGGCUGGUUUUAUCGCCGCAGCAAUUGUUGUUGCUCAGAUAUGGUGCCCAACAGCCAUUGCCUUGAUCCUUGCAGGCCUGCUCCAAGAUACCGAGACUGCUGCCACAUGGAGCAUCGCCAGUCGCGUGAUCCAGAGAACCUGGUGGCCAACAAUCCUCCAGUCCGACUCUGUCCUUACCCAUGGCGCCCGGCUCAAGAUCUCGCUCAUCUCGUGGUCCGUCCCCAUCAUUGGUGUUCUCAUAGCCAUCACCGGUGUUGUGACGCCACUGGGACUCUACGAGGAGCUUGACACGCUAGAUUCCAGGUUGGGAUCGUUCGCCUACCUCAAGGACACCGGGUCUUUCGGCGCCGGCACCUCUGAGAGGGGACUUCACAACUUCUCCCGGGCGUGCUCCUGGGGUCAUGGGUUCACGGCCGGCCCGGCCCCAUGCCCUUACUCCGGCAACAGUGUGCUCGUCACAGGAAGCAACGGAACAUUCAACUUCACCAUGCCGGGUGGCUACAGCUCCAAGAUCGCGCCGAUUGUGCGGGAAAUCUUCUCCAGCGGGACCAAGGGCUGCACGACCAUAUCCAACUUCUUCGACAUCGAGUGGCGGCAGAUCACGACGCGGCCCGACAGGAUCGUCGAUAACGGAACCGAGGUCGCCGUCGGGGCCUACCGCCAGCUCGAGAGCCACAUCAUGGACCCGAGCAUCAAGGUCGUCGAGGGCCUCGUCGUGGACGCCGAGAACGGUGGCAUCGGCCUGCGCAACCACACCGCGCCCACCAACGUCGAACAGGGCGCGACCUGGUCCGAGGAUCUCCUUUUCAUCGAGCCGAUCGCCAGCUGCGUCAACACCAACCUGACGCUGGACUUUGAGAUCACGAUGAACUCGACCGUCAGCAACGUGGGCAUCGACAAGCUGAGGCUGACGGACCGCGGGGGCUUCGUAAACAUCAACCAGACCUACCCCACGUACGACCACGACAACGCGCAGUCGAACCCGGACCUGCGCGCGCGCGCAUACAAGGCGGCCUUCCUCAAUAACGCGUGGACCAUGAUGUACCUGAACGUCACGACCGGCAACAACGCGAGCGAGGGCCGUAAAGCGUGGUCGUACCUCGACUCCGAGCUGGGCAAGGAGUUCCCCCUCGCCGAGCAGGCCCUGACCAACUACCGCGCCCUGGGGUUCAGCUCCAAGUACGGAAGUUACCUCGACUUGCUGGGGACCUCCUCCGGCAGAAACAAGGCGGCGAACUGGUCGAAUCCGUUCAAGGUCACGUCGACCGACUUCCGGGACGCCAACAUCAUCUGCUCGGGGGCCGGCGCCAGGGACUUUGCCAACAUCUCCAACAUCUACGUCGCCUGCGGGCUGAUGCGAGGGGCCCCGCGGAGGGUGGACGGCGGUGCUUCCACGGCGCUGUUCGAGAACCACAGCAAGUGGUCGUCCUCGCUUCAUUCGUGCGCGGCGGCUGUUCGCGCGGUCGUCAAGACGGUUAGCUUCUCCGUCAACGGAACAAAUGGUCUUGACAGCCUCACGGUCACCUCCAUCAGCCCCAAGGAGUACGCCAACCCAGAUGAUGCUCCCCUUUGGGGUCUCGAGGAUUCCGGUCUCGCAAUGGACGGAAUCAGCGCUGUAUGGGGCAUCAUCUCGCCCGAGUACGCCACGAGACCCAACAUCUCCACCGUCAGACAACCCGCCUUCCACCUGCCCGGAUACUCCGACUCUCUCGGAGGAUCCACGCUUGGGGGCCCUAAUGGAAUCUUGCGAUACAACAUCCCUGGAAGCGACUUUGCGUCCGGCGUCAUGGAGACGCUUUUCGGUGGGCCGACAACAGACGGAGGAGCCAUGGGCACCGGCUGGCCGUUUGACUUGGUCGGCGCGGCCAAUAUGCCCGUCUUCAAGAGGUGGCAAGCCCUAUCGGACGAUUCCGACCGGGUUCCCGAGAUCAUCAAGCUCAUAUGGACCGACGUUGCAGCCUCGGCCGUUGUCGGCACCAAAGGCGUCUUGGGUCCGCGCAACGCCGGUGCUACCGACGAGGCAGUAAGAAUCACCGUGAAGCCGGUGGGCAAGCGCAUAAAGUACCGCUGGGCGUUCGGCAUACCCGCCUUCGUGCUGUUGCUGGUGAUGCUAGGCAUCGCCGUCGCCCUGAUCCUGGCGGCUGUGCUCAAGUCCUCGACCGUCGCCGUCCUCCGACACCGCCUGCAGCAGGUCACCGUGGGCCGGGUCCUGACGACGGUUUUGUAUCCCGAACACAGCAACCUGCUCAUGUCGAGCAAGGAGUGGAGUAGGUUGAACGGUGACAAGGCCGUGGACCUGGGCGGCGUGCCGCAGAAGGGUUUGGUUUCCCAGCACGCCGUGCAGUUCUCUCAGGGUCAACCAGAGACUCCGGCCGAGGAGGUCAAGGUCAGGCUGAUGGCCGGUGAAGGCAAGCCGGUGCACUAG